AUGUCGACGUCAAUAGAGUCAGUCAAGCUCCUCGAUGAGGUCACCGGGGAGAUGGUCUCUAAGACCGAAUUGAAGAAGCGUCAAAAGACUCGUCAAAAGGAAGAAGAGAAAGCAAAGAAGGCUGCUGCAGCACCACCAAAGCCUAUCGCAAUUAAAAAAAGCAAUGCGGAAACUGAUGAGAAGGAAUUGAAUCCUAAUCAAUACUUGGAGAUCCGCUCUCGUCAAGUCAAGAAGAUGAUACAGGAAUCGAGCUUCCCCGAUCCAUACCCACACAAGUUUAGCGAAAACUAUGAUCUGAGGAAUUUCGUCAAGGAUUACGAUCACUUGAAGUCUGGAGAACAUAAGAAAGAUGUGGAGAUUCGCCUGGGAGCAAGAAUCUACAAUAAGCGUACCUCGGGGAACAAGUUGGUAUUCUAUGAUGUUAGGGUCGAGAGACAAAAGGUUCAGGUGAUGUGCCAACUCCAGGAGGCCAAGGAAGGAUCACCGCCAUUUGACCAACAACAUGAGCAUCUACGUCGUGGUGAUACCAUUGCUAUUAUCGGAUACCCUGGACGAACUGCACCAAAGAACAAGAUUGAGAAGGGAGAAGAGGGAGAACUUUCCAUCUUCGCGACUGAGAUUAUUCUCCUCACCCCUUGCUUACAACAAAUGCCAGAUGAGUACUACGGAUUCAAGGACCAAGAGAAGAGACAUCGCCAAAGAUAUCUGGAUUUGAUCAUGAAUGAUUCUUCUCAAAAUGUAAUCAUCACUCGUCACAAGCUCGUCAACUAUGUUCGCAAAUACUUUAUUGAUAGGGAUUUCAUCGAAGUAGAAACUCCAAUGAUGAACCGAAUUGCUGGAGGUGCCACAGCCAAGCCAUUUGUGACUCACCACAACGAUCUUGACAUGAAAAUGUUCAUGCGUAUAGCCCCAGAACUUUACCUCAAGCAGCUUGUCGUUGGCGGUCUCCACCGUGUUUUCGAAUUGGGACGUCAAUUCCGUAACGAGGGUAUCGAUCUUACACACAAUCCUGAGUUCACAACCUGCGAGUUCUAUCAGGCAUUUGCUGAUGUCUAUGAUGUCAUGGAAAUGACCGAAGAAUUAGUUUCUGGUCUGGUCAAAAAUCUCACUGGAGGCACCACAACCAAGUUCCAUACUCAACACGGAGAAGAAUAUGAAGUCAACUGGGCUGCACCUUGGAAACGUGUUGAGAUGAUUCCAGCUCUCGAGGAAGCAACUGGAGAGAAGUUUCCCCCUGGAGAUCAAUUACAUACCGCCGAGACCAACGAAUUUUUCAAGAUGGUUCUCAAGAAGAUGAAGGUCGAGUGUUCGCCUCCUCUCACUAACGCCCGUAUGCUUGACAAACUCGUUGGUGAAUUCAUUGAAGAGACCUGUGUCAACCCCACUUUCAUCACUGAGCACCCACAAAUGAUGUCACCACUCGCCAAGCACCAUCGCAGCAAGCCUGGUUUGUGCGAACGUUUCGAGGCAUUCGUUUGCAAGAAAGAGAUUGUUAACGCAUACACUGAGUUGAACAAUCCAUUUGAUCAACGUCUUAGAUUCGAAGAGCAAGCUAGACAAAAGGAUCAAGGUGAUGAUGAAGCUCAAAUGGUCGAUGAGAAUUUCUGUCGCGCGUUAGAGUUUGGUUUACCACCAACAGCAGGUUGGGGUAUGGGUAUUGAUCGUUUGGUUAUGUUCUUGACCGAUAACUAUAGCAUCAAGGAGGUUCUUACUUUUCCCUUCAUGAAGGAGGAUACGCAGAAUGUAAAGGAGCCAUUGGCGGCAGAGAAGGUCGGUGUAGAGCCAUUACCGGUUGAGGGUAUAGCACAUAAAGAUCAUGGGUUUGGUUUUGGUAUGGGUAUGAGUAUGGGUAUGGGUAUUGGUUUUGGUAUGAGUAGGAAGGAGGAGGAUGGGGGUGAGGGUGAGGAUGAGGGUGAGUGUGGAAAUGAGGGUGAGGAUGGUGAGGAUGAGAGUGAUGAGGGUGAGGGUGAGGGUGAGUGA
Messenger RNA from Sclerotinia borealis F-4128, 1980 nucleotides. The record is from the annotation of a GenBank genome assembly. Lineage: Eukaryota; Fungi; Ascomycota; Leotiomycetes; Helotiales; Sclerotiniaceae.